AUGGGGAAUUGCAUGGUUGUUGAAGAGAAAGUGGUGAAGGUGAUGAGACCAGAUGGGAAAAUCCUGGAGUACACAUCACCAACCAUAGUCCAGCAAGUCAUGUCCGAUUUCCCGGGCCAAUUCGUCUGUGAUCAUUCAUAUUCAUCACUUCAGCAACAGCAGCAGCAGCAGAAUUUGCUGCCGGAGGCCAAGCUCGUGGGUGGUCGCUUGUAUUAUCUCGUCCCUCUGCCGCCUCCAGUACCAGCAUCACCAGAAAAACUAGUUGUCAAGCAGAAGAAGAAAGUGAGGUUUGCAGUUCCAGAAGGAGGAGAGAAAGAGAGUAGCCAGAAUAAGAAGGUAGAAGAACAUCACCAUGAUGAAUCUGAUGUUAAAGGUGGUGGAGUGGUGAGGAUAAAGCUGGUGAUCACCAAGCAGGAACUGGAGGAAUUGCUGAAGAAAGGUGGGGUUUCUGUUGGUGACAUGGUUUCUCAUCUACAGGAUCAGCAGAGAUUGGUGAAGGUUGAUGUUGGAGAAAAUGAUCAACAGCAGCAGGAGGAGGAAGAAUGGCAGAAAAAUUGGAAGCCUGUACUGGAAAGUAUACCUGAAAUUGCUUAG
Linum tenue is the source of this 594-nucleotide messenger RNA. The record is from the annotation of a GenBank genome assembly. Lineage: Eukaryota; Viridiplantae; Streptophyta; Magnoliopsida; Malpighiales; Linaceae.